UUCAGUAUUACGGUAAACUUGUCGCCUUUAGUUGGUUACUUUAGUUAAAGUUAGAAACAGAGCACAAAGUGGAAACAGGAAUUCAAGAAACAAAUGCGUCCACGGUCAGCUGUGGAGAGUUGGGUGCCAUCGUCAGUGAUGUCAGCAGCACAAGUGUCUCUAAACUCGGGCCAUUUGGAUCUGAAGCCUACAACACAAGGGCUUUCCAUCAAACCUAGGCCUAUGAGUGCAUCUCGGACACCCACUGGAGAUUUCUCAAGAAGAAACACUCUCAAAUCUGACUCUGCCUCCUCUGUGCAGUCAGUGGCAGAUGAGAAUCUUUCUUUGGCGGAGAUCGAGAAUCUACUCUUGGAGAGCAUCGAGGACAAGAAGGAUGACUUGAAGGCUGCUUUUGAAGCUUUUGACCAGGAAGGCAACAAGAUUGUCACCAAAGGAGAGUUCAGACGUGUAAUUGAGGGCUUUCUUGUACCUCUCACAGAGUCUCAGUUUGAGGGUCUGUUGACUAAGGUUAAAAUAAUAGAAAAUGGAACAAUUCCCUAUAUGGAUUUUCUCCGAAAAUACUGCAAGGUUUCAUCUGCUGUUUGCAGAAACGCAAACAUGAGUGGACGUUACAGAAACUGGUCCCUUAGAGAACUACAGUGUCAUCUAAAAGACAAGAUCGGAGGCAAUUUGAAAAACAUCACCAGGGCUUUUCGGCUCUUUGACUACAACAGCGAUGGGCAAAUACAGCAACAUGAGCUACGUAAAGUGCUAGAGGGCUACUGCUUUCCCAUGAGCCAGCAGGAAUUCCACAGACUGUGGUCACACCACAACCUGAAUAAUGCUGACACAAUAUCUUACAAGGAGUUUCUUGAGAAACUUGGCGUUGAUUGUGAAAAUUAUAGGAAGAUUGUGCCAGAUUCUGUAAAACUAGCACUGGACUGGGAUGCUGUCAGUCGAGCUACAACAAGACCUAAAAGUAAAACAAGUGUAAGGGCAUUUACAGGCAAGUCCAGGGACACCUUGGAUGAAGUUCAGUCUAAGUUUUUGAGCAAAAUGAAGAAAAAUCAUAGCCUUGUUGAAAAAGCUCUGCAAGCAUUUGACAUCACAGAGAGUGGAUUUGUCACAGAAGAGAUUCUCAGAUCUGUCCUCAGUAAUUUCCUAUUCCCCAUGGAUGGCAGCAUGUUCAGAGCCUUAUUAAACAGAUUUGGAGUGAGCACCACAGAGCCUGUGAAAUGGAGAAUGUUUCUCAGAUUGUUUAAAGAUGAAAAGCAAACUAUAGAAAUACAGAGAGAUUCUGUACCAGCAACUCCAGACAUGAACAGUGUUGAAGCAAUUCUACCAAGACUGCGUCAGCAAAUACUUGAUAAUCAGUCUCUUCUGAUGGAAGUUUUUCUGGAACUUGACAAAAACAGAACAGGUUUCAUCAGUAGAGAUGGACUGCGUAGGGGUUUGGAAAAUGUCAGCUUCUGUCUCACAGAUGAGCAGUUCAGGGUUCUUGCUGAUCUUCUGGAUGCAGAGCAUGAGGAUGCCAUCAGUUACCAACAGUUACUCGACCUCCUCCAUCAACAAAGGCCAAUUAUGGUGGAAAGGAUUCUGAAGGAGAAGCUCACUGAGAACUAUGACAUGCUGAUAGAAUCUAUCACCAACACAACCCAAAAUCAGCGGGACACCAUCCCUCUAGAAGACCUGAGGAGACUGAUCCAACAAUAUGGACUAACGCUGACUGAGCACCACUUCAGCAAGCUCUGUGAACCAUUUUUGGAGGAAAGAGGUGUGAAUUACAAGCUGCUUUUAAAGAGCUUGGGUGUCCCAGAAAAGACUGAUGGUACACAGUGUAUCAUCGAGAGAGAGGAGAAGGCACAAGAGGCUCACAUUUUGAACAUAAAAGCACAAGCAGUAAAGGACUUUGUCCUGAAGAAGCUCAGGGACAGGCUUCAGAGGCGAGGGAUGACUCUUCACGAUUGUCUGAUGUCCACCAGGAAAGCUUCAAAAGCAGUGCUUACACUCAGAGAGUUCUGUAAGGUUCUGGAUGACUGUGGUAUUUUCUUGGAAGGACUCCAGUUUCAGAUGCUCAUCGAGUCCCUUGGUUUUCGCUGUGGACAGAUUCCUCUUACUGAUUUGGUGGCUAAAUAUGAAGAAGCCACAGCAAAAGAAAAGAAUGAAGAGCCAGACAGAAGGACCAGAAAUGUACAAGAUAAAACCUUAUUGUCUGCAGAGGACUGCUUGAGUCUACUUAAAAAGAGGAUCCUGGAAUAUCAUGGGGAUGUUCUGACUGCUUUUCGCCUCAUGGACAAGAACCGAGAUGGCAUAGUGAAUCGGAAUGACUUUAGGGCUCUGUUUGACAGCCUGAUGUUUGUGACCAAAGACAGAGAGUUUCAGAAAUUGCUGGACCUGGUGGGACUGAAACCUGGCGCUACACUUAACUACGCAGACUUCUACAACAAGGUCCAAUCUAGUGGCAAGACGAGACCACAUCAAUUUGAAAAUGUCUUAGGUGACGAGUGGCUUCUCCAGAUUCAUGAUCACCUAACAGCUAUCGCACACAAAGGAUCGUCAGAGUUCUACAAGGCCUUUUGUCAGUUGGGUGAUGAUUGUAAAAGCAUCAUGACUAAGAAUGAUCUAAGGCAGCUUCUAUUUACAUACUACUUGCCUAUCACACCAAAUGAGUUUGAAAAACUGUGGGGCAGAUAUGAUGAGGAGGGGAAGGGCUUCCUCACACAGACAGAGUUUCUAAGAAAGCUUAAAAUCACACCAGAUGAAGACAGUCAGUCAGACACUUUACAAGAACAGUCCACAGAUAAGGCAGUUUGCACAACAACACCUGACAUACAGGCUACACUACAUAAACUCAGGAAGUGGAUCAGGAGUGAUUUUGAGAACGUGAGUGGAAGCCUUUUAGUUCUGGAUACAAACAGAGAUGGCCAUGUGACCAUAAUGGACCUGCAGUCUCUUCUGCACAGACAUGGUUUUCAGUUAACGGAAACACAGCUCACACGUCUACUCAACCUCCUUGGAAUUGAUGCCUGUCAUAAGAAGCUGCCAUACCUUGAUUUUCUGAAGCAGCUUGCUGGACCUCCAGUCUCCAGUGGUUCUGCAGUUGAAUGCCCAUCUGAUGGUUCUCCAGAACCAGUGGAGAGUGUUGAGGAGCUAAGCCCAGAAAGAGCCAUACAGAAGAUCAGGGAGCUGGUGACUGCUUCCUCAGAUACUCUCUACAAGGCUUUCUCUGCUUUUGAUAAUACUGGAGAUGGUAUGAUACAAAAAGUAGAGUUUCGUCAAGUGCUGGACCAUUUCUGCGUCCGUCUCUCAGAUGUGCAGUUCAAGAAGCUGCUGUCCAAAUUGAGUCUGCGCGAAGGGGAAGACAUUAUGGUUGACUGGAAGGAAUUCCUGCAAGUCUUCCACCUUCAGAAACAGGAGACAGCAGAAGAAUGGCUGGAGAAAGUCCAUAAGAUGCGCUUUCCCAAUCAGACUCGCCCUUUAUUGAUCAGCGACAUCCUGAGGCGGAUACAGGAAGUAGUGAUGGCCCAUCUUUACACUGUCACAAAGGAGAUGGUGGACCUCGACUAUGCCAACAUAAAUGUUAUCUCCAAGGAGGAUUUUAAGACCAUUUGUGAUCGUCACUUCAUGAGACUUACAUACGAUCAGUUUCAAAAUCUGUGGAAGAUGCUACCAGUUAACACCUUUGGAAAUCUGAAGUAUCGAGAAUUCCUGAAAAAGUUCAGUGGGGAACAAAGUAGCUUGGAAAAAGUUGGUAGAUCUUUACCAGGUUCUGCAAGACCCACAUCAUGUAGGCCAACGUCCCUCCUACGGCCCAAAACAGCACCCUGCACAUUUGGAUGCUCUUCGCCAUUAGACUCAGAGAAGAUCAAGAGGCCUUCCACAUCAAGCAAGGUCCAAACACCACUGUUGAACUGUGAGGAUGUGGAGAUGAAGGUGCGCCACAAGAUCCAGAACUGUUGGAGGCACAUUCAUAGGAAGUGCAGGGAGGCAGACACUGAGAGGACUGGGGAGAUUGAUGUGAAUACCUUUUUAGAGAUACUCCAGGAUCUCCAUAUUCAACUAAGUCCAUCUGAGUUUGAGCAACUGGCUAUUAAAUAUGACAUCAAAAACAGUGGCCGUCUCUCCUACCUGGACUUCCUGAGGCACUUUGUGCUGAUGUUCAGUCCUCAGGUCAGCACCUCAACCUACAGACUCAAACUGCAUCCACCCAGGACACCAAUGAGUGCUGGACCACUGAGUGGCCAGUGUGUUGAAGCCAUGCUGAGAAUUUCUAGGCCCAUCCAGCUCGUCUGGAAGCAAAUGAGGCAAAGAUUUGUGUCCUUUGACAAAGAGCACACUGGAAAGAUCUCUCUUCAGGACUUCAGAAAGGUUCUGAGGCAAUACAGUGUGAAUCUGUCAGAAGAAGAAUUCUUUCAUUUCACAUCUUUUUUUGACAAGAACAUCUCAGGAAAGAUUUCAUACAAUGAUUUUCUACGUAUGUUCCUAAAAUGAGUGCCAACUCCUUUGUUUCCUACUUUUGAGUGUGGUAUUGCUCUGAUUCAGAUACACUGAUCACAUAUUUUUGUA
Molecule: messenger RNA, 4545 nt
Organism: Xyrauchen texanus (razorback sucker)
Lineage: Eukaryota; Metazoa; Chordata; Actinopteri; Cypriniformes; Catostomidae
Gene: efcab6
Product: EF-hand calcium binding domain 6
Exons: 30
Coding region: 94-4470 (1458 amino acids)
Molecular function (GO): calcium ion binding
Source: RefSeq, a predicted model, not a curated record